ACGCGCGCGCUAGGGUCGUGCGGCGGUAAGGAAGCAGCCGCCACACAGCUCGGGAAGUGUGUUCGUGUCGCGGACUGUGGUGGUCGCCGAGUUCGUAUCAAAGUGAUCCAAACACACAAGCAGCCUCUCAUACUAUCUUAAUAGAUGGACUGCUGUGCUGAAUGCGUGUUAAUGCCCACAGAGCAUUGUUGCAACUGACUGUUGUUUCCUGGUUUUGGCGUCAACGCGUUAUUUCGAAACAUAACUAAGUAUCCGUCGUUACGAAGCUAGUUAGUUAGCCCUUACGCUCUACGACUUGAAGCCAGUUGGAGAAAAUUGAACUGAUGCACACAAAAAUAUAGUGUUUUGCAAAUAGGUAGAACUCAAUCUGACAUAUCUCUUACCAGAGACUGAUCACACUCUUAAAAUUUAUGACGCCCUCUGUAUUUAACUAGACUAGUAAUAUGCCGUACAUUUCUGCAGAGAAUCUUUUAAAAAACAGUCAAGAAUUAGUGUUAUGGUGGUUUUAUUAGGAAGCCAGUUGGAUUAUUCAUCAGCAUUCCAUCGAAAGUAAAAUCCGCUUUAUCCUGAAUCCGCCGUCACUACCAAAGACGGAGUUCUGACACAACUGCAAAAAUUAAGAACUGGGUGUUACAGUCCUCAAAUUUGCCAGUUGCAGCAACUUAUGUUCGAGUUUGAACCACCAGUAUAGUCGCACAUAAUGCCACUCUAGUCUCCGUGCAAUUUUACGCGUUCUCAAUAACAAUUCAUGGACGAAUAGCUGUAUUUGCUGCAAUCAAGUCAAAACACAUUUCUGUUGCAAACCGAGAAUAUUUCUGUGACGCAGCUGUAAUGAACUGAAGAUAUCAGCGGCUUUUCUGAAGAGUUUUUGUUGAGCAAAAUCAGCGUCGGCCGCAGACUGAAGCGACAAUGCAUCGCAGCUGGAGAGGCUCCACACGUGACGGACGGCCUGUCCGUUCCUAGCGAUUGUGCAGCACAUAGCCAGUGACGGGGACCGACGUGCGGUGCAUUGUGAACACAGCCAGCAGAGUUCAUCCGCAGAAAUGUCCUCCAGUCUUCAGCGGCGACCUUCGGCGUCCUUUUGGAAGCAGCACCGGCGCCCGCUGCCCUGGUGCGCCGUAGCGCUGCUUCUGGCUGCGGCAGCUGUGGCAGUUGUCGCGGAGCCAACAACCCCAGCGCAAGGCGAGGAGCCGCGGCCUCCGCGCAUCACGGAGCACCCCAGCGACGCGCUGGUGUCGCGCAACGAGCCGCUGACGCUCAACUGCCGCGCCGACGGCCGCCCGCCGCCUUCCGUGUCGUGGCUCAAGGACGGGGCGCCGCUGGCGCUGGACGGCUCCCAGCAGCACCGCGUGCUGCUGCCCGCCGGCUCGCUGCUCUUCCUGCGCGUGCGCAAGGAGGCCGACGCCGGCGUCUACCGCUGCGUCGCCAGGAACGCCGCCGGCGUCGCCUACUCGCGCAACGCCACGCUCUCCGUCGCCUACCUCCGCGAGGACUUCCGACCGGAGCCGAAGGACACCCGAGUAGCCGCGGGAGAGACAGCUUUGCUGGAGUGCGGCCCACCCAAGGGGCUGCCGGAACCAGCGCUCAUCUGGAGAAGGGACGGGCAGCCGCUGGACCUGCGCGCCUCCACCAGGCUCCGCCUGGUGGACGGAGGGAACCUGCUCAUCUCCGACGUCCGUCAGGCUGACGAGGGCCAGUACCAGUGCGCGGCGCAGAACAUGGCGGGCUCCAGGGAGUCCAAAGUCGCCAAGCUCACCGUCAACGUGAAGCCGUUCUUCAGCAAGGAGCCGGAAGACGCGACGGUGUUGGAGGGCGGCGCCGUGCAGUUCGAGUGCCGCGUGGGCGGCGUGCCGGCGCCCACUGUGCUGUGGCGUCGCGACGACGGCCGGAUGCCCGUGGGUCGGGCGCGCAUCGCCGACGACAAGUCGCUGCGCAUCGACGGCGUCGCCGCCGACGACGAGGGCGUCUACAUCUGCGACGUCGAGAGUCCGGCCGGCAGGAUCUCCGCCAGGGCAGCUCUCACCGUGCACUCUUUGGUACUGCAAUGA
Molecule: messenger RNA, 2048 nt
Organism: Schistocerca piceifrons (Central American locust)
Lineage: Eukaryota; Metazoa; Arthropoda; Insecta; Orthoptera; Acrididae
Product: roundabout homolog 2-like
Exons: 6
Coding region: 1044-2048 (334 amino acids)
Biological process (GO): dendrite self-avoidance; axon guidance; homophilic cell-cell adhesion
Cellular component (GO): axon; plasma membrane
Molecular function (GO): cell-cell adhesion mediator activity
Source: RefSeq, a predicted model, not a curated record